UGGCCCUCCCCUACAAAAACAGCACUCAAAAUCACAAAACCCAAAACUAGCUCCGUCUUCUUCGUUCAUCUUCCUCCUCCUCCUCCUCCUCCUCCUUCAGCUCACAAGCUUCAAAUCUGACAGAAGUCUCUCCGUGUUUCCAAUUUGACCCCUGGUUGCAGAGACUUUUCCCAUAAAUACCCCUGCCUUCUUUUGUUUUAUCUAAAUGCAAGAUCCAAACCCUUAAACAUAAGACGAGGAGAAAGGAUGAUAGUUCGAACAUACGGUCGUCGCAACCGGGGAAUUGCAAGAACCUACUCCGACGGCCUAAACGACGUCGUCGAAGACCCCUACAAGGAGUCUGUAUCGCAAGAAAGCCCCCACGAGCUCUACGGGCUGGCGUUAUCGUCCCAAGAUUCGUCGCACUGGUCCUUUGAGUCUGAACCUUACGGCCAUAAUUCGUUGCCGCCCAAAGAUUCGGAAAACGGUGUCGUUCGGAAGUCGAAGAAGGCGAGGAUUGGGAAGCGAGAAUUAGGCGGGGCUAAGAAUUCUAGGUCGUUGAUUUCGGCAGCAACGGCGACGGCGACAUUGAUGGAGACGCAGGAGUUUGGGGAGAUGAUGGAGCAUGUGGACGAGGUGAAUUUUGCUUUGGAUGGGCUGAGGAAGGGCCAGCCGGCGCGGAUCAGGCGGGCGAGCCUUUUAUCUUUGUUGUCUAUUUGUGGCACUGCUCAGCAGCGGCGGCUUCUGAGGACUCAGGGGAUGGCAAAGACAAUUAUGGAUGCUGUCAUUGGUCUUAGCUUUGAUGACUCACCAAGCAAUCUGGCUGCUGCAACUAUUUUCUUUGUUUUGACAAGUGAUAGUCAUGACGAUUACCUUUUGGAGUCUCCCACCUGCAUCCGGUUUCUACUUGAAUUGUUGAAACCACCCAUGUCUAAUGCCACUCAUGGUAAAGCCCCGAGCAUCGGCAUUAAGCUUCUUGGACUACGUAAGGAUGCUGACCCCUUACGGGAUACAAAUAAAACAAUAGAUUCCAGUUCCACUGCAAUUGUUCACAAAGUUCAGGAAGUCCUUGUAAGUUGCAAGGAAAUAAAAUCAAGCAGUGGGGAUGAUAAUGGAGUGGGGAGGCCAGAAUUAAGCCCUAAAUGGAUAGCUUUGUUGACUAUGGAGAAAGCCUGUUUUUCCACCAUUUCUCUUGAAGACACCUCUGGUACAGUAAGGAAGACAGGGGGCAACUUCAAGGAAAAAUUUCGGGAGUUCGGAGGACUUGAUGCUGUUUUUGAGGUUGCGAUGAAUAGUCAUUCCACUUUGGAGGGAUGGCUAAAACAUGGUUCACCUUCAAUUAGGGAUGCAAAAGAUGAUGCAAAUCUACAAAGUCUGGUGCUGCUUUUAAAAUGUUUGAAAAUCAUGGAAAAUGCUGCCUUCCUGAGUAAGGAUAAUCAGAGUCAUUUGCUUGGAAUGAAAGGAAAAGGGAACUGUAAUGGAUCUCGGCUAUCUUUUAUAAAACUCAUUUUAAGUAUCAUCAAGACCCUCUCAGGUCUUUCUUUAAGUAAAAGUUCUUCCACCAUUUCCAUCGAUGAAAAAUCUCGUAAUAUCUCUGAUGGGAUUAGUCAUGAUUCUCAAGUGGAUUGUAUGGCAGAUUAUAAAGUGGAGAGCAAUGGGAAUUUAUUUGUCAAUUAUUCUAGAAAGUCCUGUAGCAUGGAGAGGACCUCUCCAGAAAAGUGCUUCAAUAUAUCUCAGAGGAGUCGGUGGUUGUCUACUGCUCGGUCAGGGUGUACCGCAUCCAGUUCUGAAACUGCCACCACAUCCAUGGCUGAUGCUUGUUUGUUGAAGAUGAGAGUCAAUUCAUCCACAUCUGGCUCAUGCAAUGAGAUAUCAAGGAGUUCAAAUAUUGGAACACCUGUAAAUAGUAAUGGUUCACAGAGGAGCUUUGGUUUUGGUAAGAGUUUCAAUAUAUCUGAUGACACCAAGUUUGAACUUUUAGAGGACAGCCAAGAUCCUUUUGCAUUUGAUGAAGAUGAUUUUAAACCUUCCAAGUGGGACAUGCUGUCCGGGAAACAAAAGGUGCCUCAAACUAAAAAGUGCAGAGUUACAUACAGAGGACUAGAAGAUGGGUGUCUAUCUCAGCUAAUGAUGACCCAACAAGAAUCAAGUAACAGGGAAAGCAAUGAAUUGCAUGAGAUUUCAUGUCCAGCAGAGAUUUCUUGCUCAGAUGCUAUAAACAAUGAAAACUCCAACCUACUGGCCGACUGCCUACUAAAUGCUGUCAAGGUUCUGAUGAACUUAACAAAUGACAACCCUGUUGGCUGUCAGCAAAUUGCUGACUGUGGGGGACUGGAGACUAUGUCUGCUUUGAUUGCUGACCACUUCCCUUCAUUCAGCUCGUCUUCAUCUCCCUCCUGUGAGAUGAAAGAAAUUGCCAUGUUCUCCAACUCAAGUGUUGAACUUGACCCUCAGAAUGACACACAUCUCACAGAUCAAGAGUUAGAUUUUCUUGUUGCUAUCUUGGGCCUGCUUGUGAACUUGGUAGAGAAGGAUGAUCGCAACAGAUCAAGGCUUGCAGCAGCCAGUGUGUCAUUGCCUAGCUCAGAAGGGCUAGAAGAGGGGACUCGAAGGGAUGUGAUUCCACUAUUGUGCUCCAUAUUUUUGGCCAACAAAGGAGCGGGUGAGGCAGCUGAGGAUUUGUCUUGGAAUGAUGAGGCAGCUUUGUUGCAAGGAGAGAAAGAAGCUGAGAAGAUGAUUGUAGAAUCUUAUGCAGCCCUGCUUCUUGCCUUUCUUUCCACUGAAAGUAAGGGCACCCGUGAUGCCAUUGCUGACUGUCUCCCAGAUCACAACUUGAGGAUUCUGGUGCCUGUGUUGGAUCAGUUCUUGGCAUUUCAUAUGUCGCUAAACAUGUUGUCACCGGAGACCCAAAAAGCAGUGAGUGAAGUAAUAGAAUCAUGCAGAGUGGCGUGAAAACUCAAGGGCCUCAAGGUUACGGUAAUUCUGUACAGCCUCCUUGUUCUUUUGCAGAUCGAGUAUCUGUUCUUACAGGAUUGCAAUGGGGAUGGGAUUCCUGGAGCAUACUGUAUCAAACUGACCACAGGCCUGUUUAAUAGUCUGAUUGACCCGUCUGUUUGUUUUGUGUUUUCUUUUACAUUAUAUUUUUUUGUAGCUCUCUUUUUUUUUUUUUGGGGGAAAUUUUCUAGUUCUUUUUCUUCUUUCCUUUUACCCUUUUUCCAUCACUAUCUUGUUACAGGCUGAAACACGUAUUUACGGAAAUAAUAGCAGAAUCUAAAUUUUCCACAAUGCAAUAUGUAAGUAAGUUUGCGUUGUUGGCUCA
Vitis riparia (riverbank grape) is the source of this 3298-nucleotide messenger RNA. RefSeq lists its product as uncharacterized. The record is from RefSeq and is a predicted model, not a curated record. The transcript has 13 exons. Lineage: Eukaryota; Viridiplantae; Streptophyta; Magnoliopsida; Vitales; Vitaceae. The coding region runs from base 247 to 2931 and encodes 894 amino acids. Gene Ontology annotation, biological process: regulation of chromosome condensation.